Messenger RNA from Eruca vesicaria subsp. sativa (arugula), 999 nucleotides. NCBI's taxonomy places the organism in Eukaryota, Viridiplantae, Streptophyta, Magnoliopsida, Brassicales, Brassicaceae. The record is from the annotation of a GenBank genome assembly.
AUGGUUGAAACUAGUGAGAAGAAUUCUUCUCCAUCUUCUUCUUCUUCUUAUGGACGUAAAGACUUGGAGUUUUUCAAGGUUUAUCUUCCAGAAUUCAGUUCUAACGAACUUGUGAUACCUCAAGCAUUCAUAAACAUCUUAGAUAAGCCAUUACCUAAGGAAGUGGCGUUAGUAGAUGAGACCGGAUGGUUAUGGGAUGUGGAGACAAAGACAGAAGAAAGAGUUGGUGUUGUUGUUUUCAGACAAGGUUGGGCAGAAUUUGCAAAAGAUCAUUCUCUUGUGUUUGGUGACUUUUUGGUGUUUAGAUACGACGGCGACUCUAGAUUUGACGUAAAGAUUUUCGCUAAAGACGGAUGUAAAAAAGACCUUGAUAGAUUUAGGGUUCCUGGUGAGAAAGAACCGGUUAUUGUUAAACCGGUGGGUAUUUCUAUCAAACCAGAACCUUGGGAAGGUUGUGGCAAGAGGGUCAUGAAGAAUCCUAAACGCGUUUCGGUUAGGGAAGAGCCUAGUGUUCUUGGUGAGAUUGAACCGGACCACCGAAGAAAUACUAGGAAAAGGGUCAACCGGGCUAGAGAUCCUUGUGAGAUGUCAUGGGUUCCUGAGAAGAAACACAAAGGAUUUGAAGAACCGGUUUAUAAACCGAAGAAUCCGCAUUUUGUGAGGAAUAUUACAGCCCGUUCACUUCGAUUAUUGGAAAUACCAACAACUUUUCUGAAAACGAAUGGGAUCGAGAUAGAGGAAGGCCAAGACAUCGAGCUUUGUGAUGAAAAUGGAAAGAAGUGGCCAUUGAAGAUUGAGAAACACGAUAGAGGACACAUAUUCUCACAUGAUUCAUGGGUGUGCUUCUGUGAAAGCCAUAAAUUGAGGAAUCCCAAUAAAUGUUUGUUUGAGUUUAUUGUGUCAAGUAAUGGGACAUGCAACCAGAUUCUAGUUCGUAUAUUCCGUGAGACGUUGCUUACUACUGCUACCAAAAGUGGUUACCACGUUCUUUCUAUGUAA